AGACGGGCAGGCUGGAAUACAUUCGUUCAUUUUCUAGCCGAUGCCACGUAUUCUUCUCUUCGAACAGCAAUAAUAAGUCUCACUCCCGAUGAUUCCAAAUGUCGUCUGUACUGUAAGGGUCGAGCAUGCCGGUACUGCAAUACCUAUUUGGGAAAAAGUGCCAUCCCAAGGCUGUACUCCACGUGGAUUACGGAUGACAUUCUAGCAAUGGCCAGACCACAGCCGGUUCACUUUGAAAACGAUGAAAUUAUACACAGCUUGAAAAGGAAAAAAAUUCGUGCCGUGUUUAAUCUUCAAGAAUUUGGCGAGCACCCGUCUUGCGGAUCGGGAAAUCUAGACGGAGGAUUCAGUUAUGAUCCAGAGCGCCUUAUGAGAAAUGACAUAUUUUACUACAACUUUCCAUUGCCCGAUUUCGAAGCUUGUACACCGGCUAGACUCGUAGACAUUGUAACUGUUAUGAUCUAUGAACUGACAAGAGGGAAAGUCGCUGUUCAUUGCCAUGCAGGUCAUGGAAGAACGGGAAUGGUAAUCGCCGCAUGUCUCAUGCUGGUUAGAGGAAUGACUCCUCGGGAAGCCGUCGAUGUUGUUCGACAGAAACGGCCAGGAUCGGUGCAGAGCUCUGAUCAAGUUCAAGCGUUACAUUCGCUACGUGUCCUGCUUAUCAAUAGUGCCUCCGUUCUUCCUACUUCACCAUUCCGUACAAUUUCGGAGUAUAUAGAAUUUACAGGUCGUGUGCUACCUAGGAUGGAUAUGAGACGAUAUGGAAAAGUGCCUAAGGUACGUUUCCAUGAAUAUCAGUUGAGCUGCAUUUCAGAAUCAGAACUUCUUUUCUUGAUACUGCAGGUGCCUAUGAAACUUGCGUCUGAUGGAAAACCCCUUCAGUUAAGGUGA
This is a messenger RNA of Haemonchus placei, 891 nucleotides long. Lineage: Eukaryota; Metazoa; Nematoda; Chromadorea; Rhabditida; Trichostrongylidae. The record is from the annotation of a GenBank genome assembly.